AGAAUGAACAAAAUAGCAUAAGAUAGACGAAAACAUAGGUUCUUCACAGCUGUGAUGUUGCUUCUGAGACAAAGAUGCAUCUGCUGAUCUGAGAGAAGCGCAUGGUGUCAAGAAAAAGGGAGUUAAAGGAGCUGAGGUUUAGUCUGCCGCCGCCGGCGCCGCCUCCUCUCCGCUCGGCUGCAGGGCGACAGAGGACAGACUCUCACCAGACUCUCCUGCAAGGGGACACGGGCAGGGCAGCGGAGAGAGGCCGAAAAGCUGCCAGCGCUUCUGCUUCACCCCCAUCGCAGAAGUCAAGUCUGGUGUUUUCCCCGUCUAUGAGGAGCUUCGCCAUCGCUCAGUGACAGACAGACACGCUGCAGGUGCAGAGAGUCUCUGAUCGUCCUGCAGCUAUGGCCCGACCGAGCGCUGAGCUGUCCCUCUGCUAGGCGACGGGGCAUCCGACAGGGCAGGAGACAUGUUGGGACAGAGGCCCGAGGACCACCGCACUGAAGUCUGUUACUAUAGCAAAUACUGUAGUAACCAUGGAAAAGCUAUGGAGGACUGCUCUGGUCUGCACUGUCGUUGUCGUCCUGGUUGCCACCAAGAUCACAGGAGGUCACAGAGAUGAUUUUGCUAAAUCACAAGCUGCUUUCCUGUCCAGCCUAGGCCAGUAUGAGAUCGCCAUCCCAGUACGUGUAGGACCAAAUGGCGAGAUGCUGGACACAGACAGGACAAAAUACCACCAAAGAAGACGACGAAGCACUGAAGACAGGCUGCCUGACUCUCUCUUCUACCAGCUGUCCACAUCGCAGAACAACUUCCUGCUGAACCUGACGCUGCAGGGAGGCCUGCUGUCCCGCCAGUUUAGGGUGGAGUACUGGAAGAGGGGCCAGCUAGCCUGGAGUCACCCGUACUCUCCCCAUUGCCAUUACACGGGUCACCUCCAGGACCAGCCGCACUCUAGCAAAGUGGCCCUGAGCAACUGCAACGGCCUGCAGGGGGUGAUUGUUGCAGGGGGAGAGGAGUACCUCAUUGAACCGCUUGUCUCACCAGAUAACCAAACCCGGACAGAGAGGGGGGAGAGGACAGAAGGGCGCCCCCAUGUGGUUUACAAACGCUCAUCACUGCGCUAUCAGUACAAGGGCCGCUCCUGCGGGGUCAUUGACGAGAAGCCAAUGAAAGGCGCGUCGUGGUGGCAGCGGACCCUGAAGACGCCGCCUCACCAUGUCGGCCGCGGCCAGCUGCCCCUGAAGCGCUCGGUCAGUCAGGAGCGCUACGUGGAGACGCUGGUGGUGGCCGACAAGAUGAUGGUGGGAUACCACGGCCGCCGGGACAUCGAGCAGUACAUCCUGGCUGUCAUGAAUAUUGUUGCCAAACUGUUCCAUGAUUCUAGCCUGGGGAAUGCAGUCAACAUCGUGGUGACACGGCUCAUCCUGCUCAUGGAAGACCAGCCAACACUGGAGAUCAACCAUCACGCUGGCAAGUCUUUGGACAGUUUCUGUAAGUGGCAGAAAACCAUCCAGCACCGCAGCAGCAGCUACGGGAACGCCAUCCCGGACAACGGCAUCGCUCAUCACGACACCGCCGUGCUCAUCACCAGGUACGACAUCUGCAUCCAGAAAAACAAGCCCUGUGAAACUCUAGGUCUGGCUCCGGUAGGAGGGAUGUGUGAGCCAGAGAGGAGCUGCAGCAUCAACGAGGACAUCGGUCUGGGAACGGCCUUCACCAUCGCCCAUGAGAUCGGUCACACAUUUGGGAUGAACCAUGAUGGGAUGGGGAACGCCUGCGGGCCACGCAGCCAGGAGACUGCCAAGCUGAUGGCUGACCACAUCACCAUGAAGACAAACCCGUUCAUCUGGUCGGCCUGCAGCCGGGAUUACAUCACCAGCUUCCUGGACUCAGGUUUGGGCUCCUGUCUGAACAACAUGCCUCCAAAGCAGGAGUUUGUUUAUCCCACCACCGCCCCGGGUCAGGCCUAUGACGCAGACGAGCAGUGCCGCUUCCAGUACGGCAUCCGAUCCCGGCAGUGUAAAUAUGCGGAAGUCUGCAGUGAACUUUGGUGCAUGAGUAAGAGCAACCGCUGCAUCACCAGCAGUAUACCUGCAGCAGAGGGAACCAUCUGUCAGACUAACACCAUAGAGAAAGGGUGGUGCUUCAAACGGGUGUGUGUUGCGUAUGGGACUCGUCCAGAGGGUGUGGAUGGAGGCUGGGGUCUGUGGUCCGCCUGGGGGGAGUGCAGCAGGACCUGUGGAGGUGGAGUCUCCUCCUCCGUCAGACACUGCGACAGCCCCAGGCCAACCAUUGGAGGAAAAUACUGCCUGGGAGAAAGAAAACGCUUCAGGUCUUGCAAUAUUGAUGAGUGUCCUGCAGGCUCCAGGGACUUCAGAGAGAUCCAGUGCUCCGACUUUGACAGCACUCCUUUCAGGGGAAAAUUUUACACCUGGAAACCAUACAGAGGAGGUGGGGUGAAGCCCUGCUCUCUCAACUGCCUCGCUGAAGGAUACAACUUCUACACGGAGCGAGCUCCCGCCGUGGUGGACGGCACGCCGUGUCGAGACGACUCUCUGGAUGUUUGUGUAAACGGAGAGUGUAAGCACGUGGGCUGCGAUCGUGUGCUCGGGUCAGACGUGCGUGAAGAUCGCUGUCGGAUCUGCGGCGGCGAUGGGAGCAGCUGCAUCUCCGUGGAGGGAGUCUUCAACGACUCGCUGCCUGAAGGAGAUUAUGAAGAAGUGGUGAGAAUUCCUAAAGGAUCAGUGUUCAUCCACAUUCAAGAGCUAAACAUUUCCCUCAACUACCUUGUCCUGAAGAGCAAAAAUGACCAUUAUUUUAUCAAUGGGAAGCUUAACAUUGACUCGCCUCGGAGGUUCAGCGUUGCCGGGACGAUUUUCCACUACAGGCGGCCCACCGACGGUCCAGAAAUGCUAGAAGCUCUGGGCCCAACAAACAUCACCCUCAUUGUCAUGGUGCUGGUGAGGGAGGACAACCAGGGGAUCCACUAUCGCUUCAACCCGCCUGUCAGCAGGGAUCCCAUGAGCGGCUUCGCCUGGCAGUACACGUCCUGGUCCCGCUGCUCAGCUUUGUGUGCAGGAGGUGUACAGAUCCAGCAGGUUGUGUGUAAGAGGCAGUCGGAUCUUUCUGUCGUCUACAAUCACUUCUGUGACAAGAAGAGCAAACCUAAAGAGAAGAGAAGAUCCUGCAACACUGAGCCAUGCUCCCCAAACUGGUGGACAGGAGAGUGGUCGGACUGCAGCCGCAGCUGCAACGGCGGCCUGCGCACUCGGGAGGUGUUAUGUAAAAGGAGGAUCUCUGCGGUGGAGGAGAAGGUCCUGGACGACUCGGCCUGCAGCUCCACCCGCCCCUCGUUCACAGAGCCCUGCAGCAACCACAGCUGCCCUCCAGAGUGGCUGGCCUUGGACUGGUCCGAGUGCACACCCAGUUGUGGUCCUGGCUACCGACACCGCGUGGUGUUGUGUAAGAGCGGGGAGAGCGGCGACACAUUGCCAGACUCAAAGUGUCCCAAAAAUGGCCGCCCGACCUCCAGGGUGCGCUGUAACCUGCAGCGAUGCCCUCCUCCUGUCUGGGUGACAGGGCCGUGGGGCGAGUGCUCUGCCAGAUGUGGUCUGGGUCAGGAGAUGCGCUCGGUUCAGUGCCUGGCCCACACUGGCCAGCCAUCCAACGAGUGUCUGGAGCAUCAGCGGCCCGCCGCCAUGCAGCAGUGCAAGAGCAAAUGUGACGCCAGUCUGCCCGUCAACUCAGAGAACCCAGAAGAGUGUAAAGAUGUGAGCACUGUGGCGUACUGCCCCCUGGUGCUUAGGUUCAAGUUCUGCAACCGGCCAUAUUUCAGACAGAUGUGCUGUAAGACCUGCCAGGGACACUGACGCUGCUGCGCUCGCGGGGUCAAACAGUAAGACUGAACCUUUUCCACUGAGCCUCGCUGCAGCAGCCUUCACCGUUUCUCCGUCGGUUCAAGCUUGGGGUCCACUGUCCAUGCUGACAAACAAAUCCUGAAAUUAGUCAGAUGGGUGCUUUGUUUUCCUCUCCUCACUAAUAAUCGAGAUUUGAAAUCUCUGGACCAAACAUCGUUUCACUGGAGGAGAGGGUCCAGCGCUGAAACCUGGAGAGGAGGGAUGGAGGGAGGCAGCAGCUGACCCUCUCUUUGUCUCUCUAAACUUUGACUUUGUCUUAAUAUUUUGGUGCUAUACGUUUUAUUUUGGUCUCAGUACUGGUCUCAGUAAUCUUAAACUCCACUUCUUAUUACUUGAGUGGCCUAAAUGUUUAGCCUGUUUUACGUUUUUAAAACAUCCACUUUAAAGGAAAUUAUUUUCACGGUAUCUGUGCCCACAACACUGCAAAAACACAAAAUCUUACCAAUUAAUUUUGGUCUAGUUUCUAGUGCAAAUAUCUUAGUACACUUGAAACUGACCUACAAGUAACUUUUCAACAAGAUAUAUAAGCUUGUUUCAAGCCAAUAAUUCAUUAAUAUUGAUUUUUUAAAAUAUUUGUUGCCACUGAUAAGAUAUUUUUUCAUGUAUAAGUGAAAUAAUAUGUUUAUGGAAUAGGUACAAUAUGUAGGAAUUAUUGACUUACAGCUUCUAUACUUCUAAGUUAGUUUUCUUAUUUUAGGUGCACUAAGAUAUUUGCACUAGAAACUAGACCAAAGUACUUAGAUUUUGUGUUUUUUCAGUGAAAAAGAUUGGCUCCUUUAAUUUUAAAACAUAUUUUUAUGUUAGCUUUUACUUGACUUACUGUUUUUAUGUCCUUGUUUUGUUGCAUAUCAGUAUAACCAUUGAGUCCUCGCAGAUAUUCGGUUGUAAGAGCAGAUUUGGAUUUGCACAAAGCGUCUGCAGUCAGAGGACUUUUGUGUUUUGUGUUUCUUGUCCCAUCAUUUGACUUGACGUCUUUAUGGGAGUUGUGGAAAACGCCGCGGUCUUGCCAUUUGGGUAGUUUCCCCGACAGUUUAUCACCUCUGCACAGUUAAAUCACAACACCCAGCAGAGCUUCACUGAAAAUUGUUUUCAUACAACAGGCUGUUAGAUUGUCAGACUUUGGCACGAAGUCUCAGACAUUAUCAGAUUUCACUCUGUGCUGCCUGGUUGUAAAGUUUUUGUUUUAUUUUAUUUUUCCCACAUGUGUAAAGGUGAAAAUACUGAGUGGAAACACAGCACAGUGAGCCAGAGCUCUGCCAACAGGAAGAGGCCAACAGAGGAGAGAGGCAGCCUCACAUUUCUGUCACGUUCUUUACAUCAGGAAAGCUAAUCUGAGCAUUUAAAUGCAUCAUUUAUCAGCCUUUUUUUAGGCAGUUUCCUUCACAAAACUGCAGAUACUCUGUCUAAAACGUUAAACCAACCCUGAUUUCAUUAUAAAUUGCUUGUGGAGCUCCUAUUUCUUUUUAAAGUGGGAACAUUUUAGACGAUUUUCUCAUCUUAAAACACAUUUUCUUUCCUGUGAAAGACAAAAAAAAUUAGAAAUGUCCAAACCCAAGAGCACAUUUCAUUUUUUGUGAUUCUGAAUAUUAUUUUCUACCUUUUUUUCUAUAUGCUCAGUGAAACAAAGGAGAAAAAAUUAUAUUUUUGUAGCCUUACAGAUAUAAAGUGUCCAGAGAUAAAAUUUCAGGUGAUUAAUUGUCCUUUAACCUUUGAGACAUUUUAUAGUCAUAUUGUUUAAAGAUCAGAAAAGUUUAAAAUUUCUUCAGUGAAAAACAAAAAAACAUUAAUACAAUUUCAAAAGAUCACAAUAAAUCCUGCAAGAAAAAUGUAAACAAAUAAGUAUUUAUUCUGGUAUGAAUGCAGCUUUGUCAUAUUGCAACCUGUUUUUUUAUUUGAUAUGUCGAAAGGGAAGCAUGAUCAUUUUACACGUUAGUGCUUGUGUAAUUUUGGAGUCAUCAAAUGUUCACACCAGAGAUCAAAUCCCGGCUUUCAGACUGAAGUUAUAAGAUGUAAGCUGCAAAUAUCUUAAACCAUCCUUUAUUCCUUUUUGAGGAAAAAGACUUCUGAUAUUUUCAAGUUUUUUCUUGAAAAUGUGCAACUUUCCAAAAAAUUUUUUUUACUUUUUAAACCCAGAAUUUUUUUUGUUUUUGGUUUUUUUUUUCUAGAAAUUUUCAUAGAUUUUGUUUUUUUGGUGCAAACUUACACUUACUGAUUUUUCUUUUUUAUAUACAUCGACCCUAAUACUCUGUUGUAGUUAUGUGAUUAUUUUCAUAUACUAACAUAAUUGUUGACAUACACCUACGAAACAUUUAUUUGGAUUUUGACAGAUUGACAGAAUGAGAUUCUGAGGGGAAAAAAAACUCUGAAUUUUGAAUUCAAAAAAUUGUUGACGGCUAUUAUCCUCUUCUGUGUAAAUAACAGAAAUCUGAUGCUCAGUAAUGAGGUGAACGACUAUCAAAUAUUUGAAAAAAAAGGCAAUAAAAAGUAAAGUAAUGGGUCUACAGAAUCUCUUCACAAAAUCUUUUCAGAGAUUAAGAAAUCACAGCAUUUCGUCAGAAACACUGACACCGUUUUUAUUUUUUUUUGGGGGGUGGGAAAUUGAAAUUUUUAACGUGACCCUGAAGUGUCCCACUUUUGGUACGACUUCCUCUGAUGCAGAGCGGAUUCAGAGACGCAGAAACCGCGUUUCUCCAACUCGUAGAGAGAAAUGGAAGAAAUGCCGCCUCAGGGUGUUUUCGGAGCUCAGCCAUGGCGCCUCGUGGCCUCGCUGUGACUCUCACUCUGCUCUCCGACCUGCCGGGGCUCAGUCAACGCUUAGAGCAGCUACUUGUUGCAACACUCAAACGUUUCUCUGUGAAGAAAGGAAGUGACUGUCUGUCUUAGUGAGGGUUGGCUGCACUUGUUCCCAUUAUUUCUGGUGGUGCUUCGGUUUUGAAUGGUGCUAUUUGUUGACUGUUGUUUGUUCGUCAUGUAUCAUGUAAGCAGUUGUUAAAAUCUUUUAUUUAAAAAUCAACUUGAGCCUUUCUUUUUCUUUUUCUUUUUUUUUUAAUAUUACCAAUCUGCAAAGUAGAACGUAUAGUGAUGAAGUGUAUAAGUGCAGCUGUUUAUAAAGGUUCAUCCACUAGA
Molecule: messenger RNA, 7034 nt
Organism: Gambusia affinis (western mosquitofish)
Lineage: Eukaryota; Metazoa; Chordata; Actinopteri; Cyprinodontiformes; Poeciliidae
Gene: adamts10
Product: ADAM metallopeptidase with thrombospondin type 1 motif, 10
Exons: 28
Coding region: 525-3860 (1111 amino acids)
Biological process (GO): extracellular matrix organization; proteolysis
Cellular component (GO): extracellular matrix
Molecular function (GO): metalloendopeptidase activity
Source: RefSeq, a predicted model, not a curated record